AUGAAUAAUUGUCUUCAAAUCCUUCAAAAGAACGUAAUACCUUACUUAACAUCUUACAAAACGCCACAUAUCACAUUUCCUUAUAAUAUUUGCGUGACUGGACCACAAUACAGUGGAAAGACAACAAUAUGUUCCAUCCUUUCCCAAGCGCUUGAUGUCACAAUAAUACAAGUUCUUGGGGCAAGCACUGAAAAGAAAAAGUCCAAAACAGAAACUCAAGAGCCAGAAGUGCUACUGGAAGAAAAGUAUCCUCUUCCGAAUAUGAAAGUCCUUCAAUAUAUUGAUGAUAAACAAAUUAUUUCCGAAAUAAUUUCUUCAAUGAAUGAGCAGCAUAAAAAUUACGGCUACAUAUUUUCAGGAUUUCCUGUUACAAAAGCUCAAUUCUCAGCUUUAGAAAAAGCGAUUUCAUCUUUAGAUUCCGAUUCAAUACCAAAAUCACCUCGAUCUCCGAGGAAGAAGGCAAAAGAAUCCAAGCAGCCAAUAUCAGGCAUAAUAUUUUCAAUGCAUACUCCAGAAAAAUUCAUGGAAAGAUACGUUGAUCCAAUUACAGGUCACGUUUUUUCUCAAGAUUUCAAUUCUCCAAGCUUCAUGGAAUUAGAAGGAAUACCUCCAAUUGAUUUUGGGAAACGUCUCGAAGAGGUGAUAUCAAGGUUGGUCAAUUAUAAUAUUCCUGAAGAAUAUGAACAAAACCAAAAAACAAUCAGUCAAUUUGCUGCAUUAGAGAGUUCUCUCAAAAAAUCAACAUCAACAUUAAUUAUAAGAACCAAAAAACACUUUAGGGAAAUUAUCGAGCAGAUAGAUGACUUUAUAUCGCCAUAUACGACAAUGAGACCAUGCUCCCAUCUUGUUUCUCCACAAGAGCUGCUCCUUGCGGCACAUUCAUACCUUGCAUUGCAAUCUUGGCAGCAAAUUUUGUUCACUCCUGGCCGAACAAUUGCUGACCAAUCAAAAUUGGUUAAUUCACUUUCAUCAAAAUUAGACGAACUUACAUCAAAUGCAAUUGAUCGUUUCUCUCUUGUCAUUUCUCAACAAGACCACCGAUCUAAACUUGUUGAAGAUUUCAAGAACAAAGAAAUUCCUCCAAAAGAGACAUACACUAAAAUUUGGGAAGAAUCAAUUCUUGUCAGAGACGAGAACUUAUCAAGUGUUGAUGGCGCAAUUGAGUUUGCUGGAAUGAUUGAGCUUGUUCUUGAAAUGAAGAAAGCUCCAAAGAUAGUUUUUAUGGCUUUGGCUAGCAAGCUUUUAUACGGCAUGUGGUUCAGAACUGAAUUUAAGAAUGUUAUUGAUGGAAAGGAAGAACUUCUCAGCCCAUUGAACUUGCUUGCUAAGGAGAUUGAACCACCAGCUGCGCCAAUAUUUGAUUUCCAAGAAGGAAAGUACAAAUUAAUCCGCAGAUCGACAACAGGCUUCGGAUCAGACACGACACUCCCCACAAUUCAUACAACAUCUGCUGCUUUUCCUGCAAGCCAAACUAUAUUUGGCGAUAGCAACAAAUCAAAGAUGCAGCGAUCAAAAGUUAACAUCGAAGAAAGGAGGGCUCUGGCAGAAUUGAAAGGGUUUGAUUACCUUACUGAAGUUAUGCCAUCUUUGGAUAUAAAAAGCAGCCAGAACAUCAAAUUCGAUUUGAAAAGAUUCUGCCAGUGCAUGGGAAUUCCUAUGCUGAAAAUGACAACAAAUUUCAACUCCACACUUCAAUACGCAGAAGAAUUUUUCACUAAACUAAGGGAAAGUGCUCUCUCAGAUGAAUCUUUAAGUAAUGAAUGCACCACAAUGCUUUCUUCAUUCUGA
Trichomonas vaginalis G3 is the source of this 1788-nucleotide messenger RNA. RefSeq lists its product as uncharacterized. NCBI's taxonomy places the organism in Eukaryota, Parabasalia, Trichomonadida, Trichomonadidae. The transcript has a single exon. Bases 1 to 1788 code for a protein of 595 amino acids. The record is from RefSeq and is a predicted model, not a curated record.